Molecule: messenger RNA, 301 nt
Organism: Staurois parvus
Lineage: Eukaryota; Metazoa; Chordata; Amphibia; Anura; Ranidae
Source: the annotation of a GenBank genome assembly
UCCAAUUAAUGAAAGGGGCGGGCCAAGGACAGCCAGGUUAAUGGGGGAAGAGAGGAGCCGGUACACCUGUGCCAGACUGGAGGGGAGGAGCAGGUACACCUGUGCAAGACUGGAGGAGAGGAGCAGGUACACCUGUGCAAGACUGGAGGGGAGGAGCAGGUACACCUGUGCAAGACUGAAGGGGAGGAGCCAGUACACCUGUGCAAGACAAGGAGCAGUUACACCUGUGAAGACUGGAGGGGAGGAGCAGGUACACCUGUGCAAGACUGAAGGGGAGGAGCCGGUACACCUGUGCAAGACU